AUGCCCGAAUUACCACCCUCCUCCGACGAAGCAGCGACGACGGCGCCAAGGAAGAAAGUGCGGAAACUGAAGUAUGAGAAGGUGUUUUUGGAUAACUUGCCGUCGGCGGAUAUGUAUGAGCGGAGUUUGAUGCACCGGGAUGUUGUGAAUUUCGUUGCUGUUACGUCAACGGACUUCCUGAUAACAACAUCGAUUGACGGGCACGUCAAGUUCUGGAAAAAGACCGAGAAGGGAAUAGAGUUCGUCAAACAUUUCCGGGCGCACCUGGGCGCCAUCGUCGCGAUCGACACUAGCCAUGAUGGGACGCUGUUGGCGACGUGCGCGGUCGAUAAGGGGUUGAAGAUCUUUGAUGUUGUCAAUUUUGAUAUGAUAAAUAUGAACAAGCUAGAGUACUUGCCGAACGCUGUGUGCUGGAUGUACCAAAAGGGGCAGGCACAGGCGCUUCUAGCAUGCUCCGACCGCGAAUCCUCAUCAAUAUACCUAUACGACGGCCGGGGAAGCAACGACCCCCUGAAAGUCAUCACCAGCAUCCAUUCGAGCACCGUACAUAUCAUGCGCUACAACGCGUUCGCGGACGUGGUGGUCAGCGUGGAUAGCGGGGGCAUGGUGGAGUACUGGACGCCGGAUUUGGAGGAAGGAUUUAGGGCGCCGACGAAACCGGCUGUUGCUUGGGAAUUUAAGAGUGAUACGGAUCUUUACGAGUUUAAGAAGGCCAAAUCAACACCAACCGGCCUCACAUUCUCCGCUGACUUCCGCAAAUUUGUCACCUUCGGCUUCGACGACCGCCAAAUCCGCAUUUUCAACUUCACCACCGGCAAGCUGAUCCGCAAAUACGACGAGUCGCUCACCGUCGUCUCCGAGAUGCAGCAAGCCGGGACCGCCAUCCACCGCCUCGACGACAUGGAAUUCGGCCGCCGCCUCGCCCUUGAACGCGAGAUCGAGAAAAUAAAAGGCGGCCAAUCCGCAACCGUCAACGCCAUCUUUGACGAAACGGGCAAUUUCGUCAUCUACCCCACGCUGUUAGGAAUAAAAGUGGUCAACAUCACCACCAACAAAGUCGUCCGUCUGAUCGGAAAAGCCGAAACACAACGCUUCAUGAACCUCGCGCUGUACCAAGGCGCGCCCCGCAAAAAGGGCCUGAUGACCCUCGAAAUGGCCGCCUCGGAUAACCCGGCGCUGAAAGAAACCGAGUCCACUGACCCGACGCUAUUUGCCACGGCAUAUAAACGUAACCGCUUCUUCUGCUUCUCCCGCCGCGACGCCGACUCGGACGACUCGACUGCCACAUCGACGGGGCGAGACAUCUUCAACGAGAAACCCUCCCGCGAGGAACAAACCGUCGCGGCAUCCCAAACCAACCUCGCACGAACCCUCGGCUCCUCCGCCAUCAUCCACACCACCCACGGCGACAUCCACCUCCGUCUCUUCCCCGAAUACGCGCCGAAAGCGGUCGAGAAUUUCGUCGGCCUGGCCAAAAAGGGGUACUACGAGAACGUGAUCUUCCAUCGGGUGAUCAAAGGGUUCAUGAUCCAGACGGGGGAUCCGUUGGGGGAUGGGACCGGCGGGGAGAGUCUGUGGGGGAGUGAUUUCGAGGAUGAGUUCUCGAGGGCGGUGAAACAUGAUCGGCCGUAUACGUUUAGCAUGGCGAAUGUGGGGCCGAAUACGAAUGGGAGUCAGUUUUUUAUUACGACUGUUGCUACGCCCUGGCUGGAUAACAAACACACCAUCUUUGGCCGCGCGACUGGCGGUAUGGAUGUCAUACAGCGCAUCGAGCAGACAAAGACCGACAAGACCGACAAGCCGUACGAGGAUAUCAGGAUCCUUAGCAUCGAGGUCAGGUAG
Fimicolochytrium jonesii is the source of this 1842-nucleotide messenger RNA. RefSeq lists its product as uncharacterized. Gene Ontology annotation, molecular function: protein binding; peptidyl-prolyl cis-trans isomerase activity. The transcript is spliced from 6 exons. Lineage: Eukaryota; Fungi; Chytridiomycota; Chytridiomycetes; Spizellomycetales; Powellomycetaceae. Bases 1 to 1842 code for a protein of 613 amino acids. Gene Ontology annotation, biological process: protein folding; protein peptidyl-prolyl isomerization. The record is from RefSeq and is a predicted model, not a curated record.